Messenger RNA from Helianthus annuus (common sunflower), 744 nucleotides. RefSeq names its product probable serine/threonine-protein kinase PBL28. Gene Ontology annotation, cellular component: plasma membrane; plasmodesma. Gene Ontology annotation, biological process: protein autophosphorylation. The record is from RefSeq and is a predicted model, not a curated record. The coding region runs from base 1 to 744 and encodes 247 amino acids. NCBI's taxonomy places the organism in Eukaryota, Viridiplantae, Streptophyta, Magnoliopsida, Asterales, Asteraceae. The transcript has 3 exons. Gene Ontology annotation, molecular function: ATP binding; transmembrane receptor protein tyrosine kinase activity.
AUGAAACAGAAGCAGGGUCGUCUGGUUCCAGAGUCGAGUGACGAACGUUUGCUUCCCUCAAAUCUUGCUGGAACUUUCACUGUGGCGGGGAAGAACUUGGAACACUUGAAGAUUCCUCUCACUCAUAUUCAGUCAGCAACCCAUAAUUUCUCAACCAAAUACAGAAUUGCAUAUUUCGUGGAUGGAGCUGCUUUCUACAGAGCAGAACUCCAACAUUAUGAUAAAGAGAAUCCAUCAACCAAGAGACAGAAUACUGUACUUAUCAAUCGCUACCCUUCUAGAAGUAAGAUUUUUGGAGAAAAAGAGUUUCUCACAGAUAUAGAAAUUCUUUCCAGUGGAGUUAAGCAUCCCAACAUAGUCACUUUGCUUGGAUUUUGUCUUGAAGCUUCUGAGAUGAUCCUUAUCAUUGAAGAUUUUUCUAAUGAAUUCCUUGAUGAUUAUUUGGGGAACCUCAAAGACAAACGUGUUUUGACUUGGGAAAAACGUUUGAAAAUCUGCAUUGAUGUUGCACACGCAUUAAGGUACAUUCACUAUGAGAUGGAAGACCAAAAGAUGAUGAUAAACCUUGAUAUAUGCAGCUACAACAUUGGGUUGGAUGAGAACUGGGGGGCAAAGAUUGUUCACUUCUGGUGGUCUGUAUUCAUGCCUCCAAAUCAAGAAGACAAAGCUCUCUAUCUCGACUACAUUGGUAGACCAAGAUACACAGAUCCAGAAUAUAUGAAAACUAAUAAGGUUAGCCAAUGA